UUUUUUUUUAAUUCUCGAGUUUCUCGGUGAAUGGCUUUUGUUGCUUUCUGCUUAAUGGAAGGGCCUUAAGCUUAUCUCUCUCUCUCUCUCCCUCUCUCUCUCUGCUUUUAUUUUCUCAGCAGUUCGUGCAUUUUUGCCUGCAAUUUUUAAAAGCAGCAAUCGAUUCUCUUCUCUUUGUCUCUUCCACCAAGCUUUUCUGCGUAAAAGAGGCUGUUUUGAGAAGUUUUGAGUUCUGAUGUUUUCACCGCUGCUGGGCGUGGAAGAGGAAGGGCAGAGUAAUGUCUCUUCUUCCCCCUCUGUUGAUUGUAUCUCCCAGAAUGGCUUGGGGUUAAAGAAGCGGAAUUAUCUUGGAUUAUCAGAUUGUUCUUCAGUUGACAGCUCAGGUGUCUCGAGCUUGCCAGAGGAUAACAAGAAUAAUCUGAAUUUGAAUGCUACAGAGCUGAGGCUCGGUCUUCCCGGAUCCCAGUCCCCCGAGAGAGAAACAGAGCUUUGCUUGUUGAACCCGGGAAAACUUGAUGAGAAGCCACUGUUUCCGCUACUUCCUUCUAAAGAUGGAAUCUGCUCAUCAUUACAGAAAAGUGUUGUUUCUGGAAACAAAAGGGGGUUCACUGACACCAUGGAUGGAUUCUCUGAGGUUAAAGGCUCUGUGUUCACUGAAAAAAGUUGGAUGUUUCAUGGAGCUGGUUCUGAUUCUGAAUCUCCACAACCCAUGGGACACGGAAAAUUUCCUGGUAAUUCAGGGGUUAAUGUGAAGCUGUCAGCAAGGUCUCAAAUAUUUGUAAAGAAAGAUGGGCCAUCAAAUGUUCUACAAGAACGGCCUGGGGCCACUAAUGGAACUAACCUCAAGCAAACUGGCAUUUCUAACAACAACAGCAAUGCACCAGCUCCCAAAGCACAGGUUGUUGGUUGGCCACCGAUAAGAUCUUCUAGGACUAAAAUCCUGGCCACUUCUUCAAAGAACAAUGAUGAAGUUGAUGGAAAACCAGUUCCUGGUGCUCUUUUUGUCAAGGUCAGUAUGGACGGGGCUCCUUACCUGAGGAAGGUAGAUUUGAGAAUGUAUUCAACUUAUCGGGAACUGUCAUCUGCUCUUGAGAAAAUGUUCAGCUGUUUUACCCUCGAUCAAUGUGGUUCCCAUGGUGCUCCCGGGAAGGAAACCUUGAGUGAGAGCAAGUUGAAGGAUCUUUUACAUGGAUCAGAAAAUGUGCUUACAUACGAAGAUAAAGAUGGUGACUGGAUGCUUGUUGGGGAUGUUCCAUGGGAGAUGUUUAUUGAAACGUGCAAGAGGUUGAAAAUCAUGAAGAGCUCUGAUGCGAUUGGAUUAGCUCCUAGAGCAAUGGAGAAAUCCAAGAUCAGCAACUAGAAAGACAACUCUGGAUAUGAUUUAAUUUCCUCGUACCCAAUUCUAAGUGAAAAUUCCAGUGAGUGGAGGAAGCUGUGAUAACUGAGAGCAGAAACUGGCAGGGUGCAUUGUGUGGAAUGAACAUCUUAUCAUAUUCCAUCUCAUCUCUGUUUUGGUUGCACGAAGAAUCAGUGUUACUUUUUGUUUUUAUGAUGAUUGUUCAAAAUUGUAUUGUUUUCUGUUGAAUGUAUGUUUGAUGGUAGAGCCAUCCGGUUGUACUGCUUCAUCUGUUGAUUCCCUGUGAUAACUUUGUAUUUUUCAUUGUGUUUCCAUUUCAAAAUUCCUACUA
Messenger RNA from Durio zibethinus, 1688 nucleotides. RefSeq names its product auxin-responsive protein IAA9-like. Gene Ontology annotation, cellular component: nucleus. The record is from RefSeq and is a predicted model, not a curated record. Gene Ontology annotation, biological process: regulation of DNA-templated transcription. Lineage: Eukaryota; Viridiplantae; Streptophyta; Magnoliopsida; Malvales; Malvaceae.